Molecule: messenger RNA, 2052 nt
Organism: Pygocentrus nattereri (red-bellied piranha)
Lineage: Eukaryota; Metazoa; Chordata; Actinopteri; Characiformes; Serrasalmidae
Gene: rx1
Product: retinal homeobox gene 1
Exons: 4
Coding region: 160-1146 (328 amino acids)
Biological process (GO): positive regulation of transcription by RNA polymerase II
Molecular function (GO): RNA polymerase II cis-regulatory region sequence-specific DNA binding; DNA-binding transcription factor activity, RNA polymerase II-specific
Source: RefSeq, a predicted model, not a curated record
AAGAAGCUGAGCUGGGUUUCGGUGGCCGGUCUGAAGGAGAGGCGCUCCAGAGGCCGAACAGGCUACAGUAAGACAUUCAUACGAGGAGAAGCUCAGUUUCGGACUUGUCCUCCAAGCCGAGUGGUUUUCCCCGCUGGACAGGCCCAUCCUAGCGUUCGGAUGCAUUUAUCACUGGAUACUAUGAACAUGGUGGACGACAGCUGCCUCUCGCCCGGCAACUUCCACGAAAUGGUAAAAGGUGGCAUUGCAGCCGUCGGCACUCGUGUCCACAGCAUCGAUGUCAUCCUGGGCUUCACUAAGGAAGAGGGCCCAUUACUCAAUCCUGGAGCCAACACUGUGCCUCACAAAGUUGGAGUGGAAAGUUUAGGAGACCUUGGAAAGCAGGACCACCCAGCACACCCGUACGGGCACAUGCCUCUGAGGGAUAACAGUGAGCAACCUGCUUUUCAUGACGCUGAAAUAUUCUCCAAUAAGUGUGAGGGUGAGCUGGGAGAGGUGAGGAAGUCAUCUGAUAGUGACAGGAAGUCUCCGGAGCAGGGGGACGAGGAACAGCCGAAGAAGAAGCACCGGCGGAACCGGACCACCUUCACUACCUACCAACUCCACGAGCUGGAGCGGGCCUUUGAGAAAUCCCACUACCCCGACGUCUACAGCCGUGAGGAACUGGCCAUGAAGGUCAACCUGCCUGAGGUUCGAGUGCAGGUCUGGUUCCAGAACCGUCGGGCCAAAUGGAGGCGCCAGGAGAAGAUGGACGCCAGCGCUGUGAAGCUCCAUGACUCACCCAUGCUGUCCUUCAACCGGCCACCCAUGCACACCAAUGUGGGGCCCAUGAGUAACUCCCUGCCCCUGGACCCUUGGCUGACCUCUCCUCUGACCAGCACCACGCCUGUGCACAGUAUUCCAGGCUUCAUGGGGCCCGCACAGGGCCUGCAGGCGGGCUACCCUGGCCACGGAUUCCUCAACACGCCCCAGCCUAUGGGCCAGAGCAUGCAGCCCAUGGCCCCGCCCCCCUACCAGUGUCCGGCAGUUUUCACCGACAAAUACCCACUGGAGGACGCUGACCAGCGCAGCUCUAGCAUCGCCUCACUGAGGAUGAAAGCCAAGGAACACAUUCAGUCCAUGGACAAAACAUGGCAACCCAUGUGACAGUUGUGGCAACACUGAACUGACACGCUUUCAGGAUUUGUUGUGUUUGGACCUUGUGAGUGGACACGAGGCGGGUUAAUGAAUCAGAACCAACCAGAGCACUGUGUGUUCUGCUUUGGAUCUAGGAUAAUGUCUCAUCAUCCCCAGCCUGUGGUGAAGCAAUUAAAUGUGGGAAGUAAAUUAGUAAAAUGGCACAAUAUUUAUUUUUCUAUUGGAUAAAGGUCUCAAGUUACAUUUUUGACACCUGAAAAAACAAAAAAUUGGACGUUUUUACGACAAAACGAUUGGUACGUUGCUAUUUUCUGUCUGUCUUAAAUUACAUUUGGUGAGUUCUUUACAUUCUAAUGUUCCUUAAUUGAGGCUCAAAUAGUCUGCUUUUUUCCUCCUCCACCAAGCCCACAUUUCUAAGACGUCUGGCAAUAAUUUAAGCUAGCUGGUUUUGUUUCAGUGUGCAGUGCAUCAUCAGAUCAGUGUUGUGAAAGAAAAAGCUGAGAUCAGGAGUAGAGGCAGAAAGGCCAGGUCCUCACUGCCUCCAUCAAAGUCCAUACUGUUGCAUGCCUGGCCUCUAUAACGUCCCAAAGACUAUGAAGAAAAUGAACUUAAAGAAUGCCUUGAAGGUGCUUUUUUGACUGUUGCAAAGCCAGAUAACCCAUUUUUAUUGCUGCACUACGUAAAUGUUUGCUCAAGUUGAAAGAAGGUUGGAAAAAAGGCUCAAAUAUGGGCUCAAAUGCUGUGGGUCGCCCUCUGAAGCCUGAAAUAAUCAUUUAAAAGUCAGAAGCAUCGAGUUGGGGGUUUUUCACACCAUGUUGCACAUUUGUACAUAUAUACAGGCUAAAAGAAGGUCUGACUCGAUGUUUAGAUAUCAAAUGCAAAGUUAACAUUAUACCAAUAAAGAUACACCAACAA